Molecule: messenger RNA, 1388 nt
Organism: Branchiostoma belcheri (Belcher's lancelet)
Lineage: Eukaryota; Metazoa; Chordata; Leptocardii; Amphioxiformes; Branchiostomatidae
Exons: 7
Coding region: 1-1113 (370 amino acids)
Molecular function (GO): hydrolase activity, hydrolyzing O-glycosyl compounds; polysaccharide binding
Source: RefSeq, a predicted model, not a curated record
AUGAAAGAAACAGACAGUUCUCCUCAGUCGGCAGUCAGUCUUAGGAUCAGAAUCAUGAAGACCAUCGCCGUUCUUAUUAUGACUUGUGUGUUUGUCGUGAGGGUGUCGGGGCACUCUUGGGUCUCCUGUACGGACUACACAGAGAAGAACGGCGCCACGUGGGACCAGGCCAAGUGCCGAGGCUUCCCGAGAUCAGCCGAGCGGUUUGCGAAUCGGCAGGGUGUGUUUGGAGUAGACACCGGGUACGACUUCACUCCUUCUGAGAACCAGGCCUGCAAAACCGCCAGGAAUGACGUCACACAGUACAGCGCCUCUCAUCCAAUGGCAGUGUACUAUCCUGGACAGGAGGUGGUCUUCGUCCAUCCAACUAAGAACCAUGUAGCAGAUAUCCGGUGUACGAACAAGUUUAUCCCAGACCGGGCGAACAAGAUCCUGAUGGGCGCCCGGAACGCUCCCCGUGACGUCAGACUGUCCCAGUUCCGGGAGGUCGCUGACCUGGGCGUGUCUCCCGCGCCAAUAUUUAAAGGCUGUUAUAUCCAACUGCUGACAAAUGACGAUCUUGCGCUGGCAGGCCGUUAUACCUUUGUCUGGCUGUGGGAGUUCAAUGGAGGGCAGUUCUACAGCAGCUGCUGGGAGGCCGACGUGGUGGCGACACGUGCCGAGAGGGAUAACAGACUCACACAGCAGGGAUCGAGUGGUGGAGACGCUUCCAGCAGACCAGGCAGCGCCUCUAGCGGUUCUUCCAGUCCUAGCACCUCCGACGGUUCAAGUGAGACGACCGGUAUGAACAUGGGGGAGGAACGACGCAGUCUGACGGUGCAAUACACCCAAGAAUGGCCAGGAGGCGCUCAAGGACGUAUCCGUCUACCCAACAGUCGCAGGACCCUUUCCAACUGGCGUGUGGAAGUGCAGUUUCCCUGUCCAGAUAUCACCUUCAACGUGUGGAACGCAGAGAGUGACAGUUCCGGCGGGAUGAUGUCGCACGGUCUGUACGUGCUGCGGCAGACUGAGGGCUGGAUGCUGAACAAGAACCACGUCGGCUUCACCGUGCAGCGAGCGCCAUCUUGCGACUUUGCAGCAAACGACAUCGACGCUACCCUCGUGUCAAUGUAGAAUAGCGGUCACGGAAGUAAUAGACGAGUGUUGAAUGUGGACAAAAUGGAGACUAGUGUUAUAGGUAGCCGUAACGUAACUGAGAAAGUAAACAGAAUUACAUCUAGCUCUUUUAAACUAUAAAAUAACUAGAAAAGGUCUUGGCAUGUUGAACCACCAACAGUUGACCUGGGCUCUUGGCUCAACACCAAGACAAAGUUGAAUCGAAAAUGGCAAGUGGGCUGACAUCUCAAGAUAUCUCCUCACAAUAAAGACUGUGGCAUGGUUCUGUGUCA